GGGGGCCUCAUGGUGGUCGCUCCCGUGCGCGCGCGGGUGCAGAAUGUCGGCGUAGGCCCAGACACCGUGCCGCCGAGGGCGGCUCCCGCAUGGCCGCGAGCCGACAGCACCCGCUGCCACCACUCGCGCGGCGCGCGGCCAGUCCGCUGGGCGCCUCAGGAGGCCGCCGGCGGCAGCCCGAUGCUGGCGCUGCGCGCCGCCCGCGCGACCGAGCCCUUCGCGGGCCAGCUGCCCUGCUGGGCGCUCGGGGCGGCCGUUGCCACGGGCGGCGCAUGGCGUGGGACCAGCGCGGGUGUCGGCGGCCGCAGACAUAUGCGUGCGCAGGGCAGCGCGCCAGCGGGGCCACAGAUGCAGCAGCUGACGCUCGUCGACGGGCACGCCUGCCUUCACCAGGCGCGGCCAGCGGGGGGGGUGCGCGGCCGGGCGGUGCCACG
Messenger RNA from Prorocentrum cordatum, 434 nucleotides. The record is from the annotation of a GenBank genome assembly. Lineage: Eukaryota; Dinophyceae; Prorocentrales; Prorocentraceae.